Messenger RNA from Vicia faba (fava bean), 558 nucleotides. The record is from the annotation of a GenBank genome assembly. Lineage: Eukaryota; Viridiplantae; Streptophyta; Magnoliopsida; Fabales; Fabaceae.
AUGAUUUUCAUCUUCUUCAGAUUUUUUGCGUUCAGGGGCUUCCCAGCAGUUGCUUCCAAUGUGCUGAUUUCCCGAGCUUCAAUCAAAUGCUCUAUCAACCUAUUCUCUGUCAGAAUAUAUGAUAUGAGCCUGCCUAAGGGAAUCCAGUCCCUCUUGGUCCGUUCACCUUCUCUUGUUUCCUUCACACUCGUUCUAAGUAAAUCACCAUCAACCAUCAGCUUUCUUCAGAUUUAUCAGAAAACCUUACCAUAUUUACAGGUCCAAGAAUAUCCUGGGUACAAAUUCAUUGGUCUAACAUAUGGGCCUGGAGGUGAUAAUCAAAAGCGAUUAGAGAAGGAAAUUGGUGCCAAGAUAAAAAUUCGUGGAACCAAAGCAGACACAGGAGAGAAAAGUGAAAUUAAACCAGCUGCUAGUUCCACACCUUCUGUAUCUGUAUUUGGGGACAGCACUAAUGGUCUGAAUCAAAACCAAGAUCCCCCAUCUCAUGCAAUUUCUCUAUCUCUGUCAAACCGGGCUGUGUUUCAACCAGCAACCACUACACAAAUGCAGAGGACGUAA